Molecule: messenger RNA, 2828 nt
Organism: Lampris incognitus (smalleye Pacific opah)
Lineage: Eukaryota; Metazoa; Chordata; Actinopteri; Lampriformes; Lampridae
Gene: ece2b
Product: endothelin converting enzyme 2b
Exons: 19
Coding region: 371-2668 (765 amino acids)
Biological process (GO): protein processing
Cellular component (GO): plasma membrane
Molecular function (GO): metalloendopeptidase activity
Source: RefSeq, a predicted model, not a curated record
AGGGUGUGCUGGGUUAGAGGCACAGAGAGAGAGGAAAGGGUAAAUGUUGGGCGGGGUGGAGCCGAGGCCAGUCUGCAGGCUGCUCUCUAUCUUCCUCCCUUCAUCCCUCUGUCCACUCCCCCCAGCGUUUCUCCUCUGCUAGCGGAACAAAGACACGGAGUCUCCGCAGCCAUCACCGACACGGAGAGUCGCUCCUCCACCACCGACACGGAGAGUCGCUCCUCCUCCACCACCGACACGGAGAGCUGCGUCCUCCACCCCGGGUGUUUGUUUUGCGAGAGAGAAGGAGAGAGAAGGAGAGAGAGAAGGAGAGAGAAGGAGAGAGAAGGAGAGAUGGCUCGGCGGUAGAUGUGUGUCGGUGCCACCCAGGAUGAGUGUUGCCCUGCAGGAUCUGCGGAACAACAUGUCCAGUUAUAAGCGUGCUACUUUCGAGGAAGAGGAAGUGUCUGACGUCCCAGCGGAUGGAAACAUGUCACCUGACAGUGUGGAGGUUGGCUUCAGGAAAGGUGGAGUCCAGCUCCUGGGGCCUCUUGGAAGAAGAACGCAGCUUGAGGUUCUCCUGUCUGGCCUCCUGCUCACCUCCCUGCUGGCCCUGUUUGGCUGUGCCCUCACGCUGGGAGUCCAGUACAACAGAGAGGUGGGGCGGGGUCUGUGCUUGUCAGAGGCUUGCGUCACGCUCGCCGGCAAGAUGGUGGAGGCCAUGGACCGCAGCGCCGACCCAUGUCAGGACUUCUACCAGUUCGCCUGCGGAGGAUGGAUCCGGAAAAACCCACUUCCUGAUGGGCGGCCGCGCUGGUCCACCUUCAACAGCAUCUGGCAACAAAACCAAGCCCUUCUGAAACACCUGCUGGAAAACGGGACGUUUAAUGGGAGCAGCGAGGCAGAGAGGAAGACGCAGGCGUACUAUCUGUCCUGUCUCAAUGAGCAGAGGAUCGAGGAGCUGGGCGCUCAGCCGCUCAUCAACCUUAUCAGCAAGAUUGGGGGCUGGAACCUGACGGGACCAUGGGAUAAGGAUAACUUCAUGGACGUUCUGAAGGUUGUGUCUGGACCGUUCCGAGCUCAGCCCUUCUUCACCGUGGCCGUCAGCGCCGACUUGAAGAACUCCAAUAGUAACAUUAUCCAGGUGGACCAAUCAGGGCUGUUCCUGCCCUCCCGGGACUAUUACCUCAACAAGACAGCCAAUGAGAAGGUUCUGGCAGCCUACGUGGAGUACAUGGUGGAGCUGGGGUUGCUGUUGGGGGGUGAGAGGAGCUCCACUCUUCAGCAAAUGCAGCAGAUACUGGAUUUUGAGAUAGCGCUGGCUAACAUCACUGUGCCACAGGACCAGCGCCGUGAUGAGGAGAAGAUCUACAACAAGGUCACCAUCGCUGAACUCCAGGUCUUGGCUCCGGCUGUGGAUUGGUUGGAGUUGCUGAUUUCCUCUCUUGCUCCUCUGGAGCUCAAUGACAGUGAGCCUGUUGUACUCUACGCCCGGGAAUACCUGCAGCAGGUGUCAGACCUCAUCAGCAAGACAGAUCGCAGUCUGCUGAAUAACUACAUGAUCUGGACUUUGGUUCAGAAGGGUGUGGCCAGUCUGGACCAGCGCUUUGAGAACGCCCAGGACAAACUAGUGGAGAGCCUGUAUGGUACUAAGUCCUGUACCCCCCGCUGGCAGACCUGUAUCGGGAACACGGACGACACGCUGGGAUUUGCUUUGGGAGCGCUCUUCGUCAAAGCCACCUUCGACAAACACAGCAAGGAGAUAGCUGAAGAGAUGAUAAAUGAAAUUCGCUCAGCAUUUAAAGAGUCUUUGGACAAACUCACCUGGAUGGAUGAACAGACAAAGCAGGCUGCAAAAGAGAAGGCAGAUGCAAUCUAUGACAUGAUUGGUUUCCCAGACUUUAUCUUGGACCCCAAAGAGCUUGAUGACGUUUAUGACGGGUAUGAGGUUUCUGACGACAACUUUUUCCAGAACAUGUUAAACUUCUACAACUUUUCAGCUCGAGUGAUGGCAGACCAGCUGAGAAAACCCCCCAACAGAGACCAAUGGAGCAUGACUCCACCCACAGUGAAUGCAUACUACAUUCCCACCAAGAACGGCAUUGUCUUUCCUGCUGGAAUCCUGCAGGCACCCUUCUACGCCCACGACCACCCCAAGGCGUUGAAUUUCGGAGGGAUUGGGGUUGUGAUGGGUCACGAGCUCACACACGCCUUUGAUGAUCAGGGCAGGGAGUAUGAUAAGGAGGGUAACCUGCGGUCCUGGUGGCUCAACUCGUCGGUGGAGGCGUUUGGCAGGAGGACGGAGUGCAUGGUGCAGCAGUACAGCCGCUAUGCCGACAACGGAGAAAACCUCAAUGGAAAACAGACGCUGGGAGAAAACAUCGCCGACAAUGGAGGACUGAAGGCUGCCUAUCAUGCUUACCGGUCAUGGGUAAAGAGGAAUGGGGAGGAGAAGAGACUUCCUGCGGUCAACCUGACGAAUGACCAGCUCUUCUUUGUGGGUUUUGCUCAGGUGUGGUGCUCUGUGCGGACACCAGAGAGCGCUCAUGAGGGCUUGGUGACGGACCCCCACAGCCCUCCCAGGUACCGCGUCAUUGGCACGCUGUCCAACUCGCCAGACUUCACCCAGCAUUUCCAGUGCCCACAGGGUACACCCAUGAACACCGGCCACCGCUGUGAGGUGUGGUAGAGGUCAAAGGUCACAGGAAGAAGGCGCAGGAGGAAGAGGAGGAAGCAGCUGGCUGAGGAGUAUUGAAUGAUUUUUGGACUAAUGUUCAUUGUGUUUGAUUUAAAGAGAGAGCAGUGAGAAUGUAAAUAAUAUAUAGAUGUGUGUGUGGGUGUGUGUGUGU